AUGGAUUUUGUGUCAAAGAACAAAAUGUCAUUUGUGAAUGGCACAAUUCCAGUACUAGAUGAAUCGGAUCAAAGGUAUGCAGCCUGGGAGAGGUGCAAUACCAUGGUGCUCUGGUGGUUGCAUCGUUCAAUCACAAGCUCUAUUUCACAAUCCAUAUUGUGGAUGGACUGUGCCUCUGAUGUGUGGAAAGACCUUAAGGAAAGGUUUUCGCAGUCAGAUAUAUUCAGAAUCUCUGAUCUACAAGAUGAGAUUUACAAGCUUUAUCAAGGAGAAAGCUCUGUUCUUGAUAGAGACUACUCAAUACGAUUCCUCAAGGGUCUCAAUGAGCAGUUCUCUAAUCUGAGGUCCCAAAUCAUGCUGAUGGAUCCACUUCCCUCCAUCAAUCGUGUGUUCUCUCUCAUUGUUCAACAGGAAAGGCAACUCCAAUUGGAAGGAAAUGUUCCUAACGUUGAAUCUCCCAAAGUAUUUUUUAAUUUCGUGGAGAAGUCUCAUAGUGGAAGGGGACGCUCUCAGUUUCAUGGCAGAGGAAUGAGCACCUAUAAUGGAAGGGGAAGAUCCAACAGAUCGAGGUUAUGUACCUAUUGUGGGAAAACUAGUCACACUGUGGACACUUGCUUUGAGAAGCAUGGGUAUCCACCUGGAUACAAGCAAAGGUAUCCUAAGCAAGCCAAUGCAGUCUUAAAUGAAAUAUUUCAUAAUGAAGUCAACACUGCACAUGCCGGUGCUGCACAUGCUGAUGUGAAAGAAAAUUUCACUAGAGAUCAGUAUCAAGCCAUAAUGGAGAUGAUACAACAUUCAAUGCAUAAGCAAUCAAAUCAUCAUGUCACUCAGUCUACACCUCACAUGCUAGCAACCUGGUUCGGACAAAAGCAAUGA
Gastrolobium bilobum is the source of this 876-nucleotide messenger RNA. RefSeq lists its product as uncharacterized. Lineage: Eukaryota; Viridiplantae; Streptophyta; Magnoliopsida; Fabales; Fabaceae. Bases 1 to 876 code for a protein of 291 amino acids. The record is from RefSeq and is a predicted model, not a curated record. The transcript is spliced from 2 exons.